Nezara viridula (southern green stink bug) is the source of this 138-nucleotide messenger RNA. Lineage: Eukaryota; Metazoa; Arthropoda; Insecta; Hemiptera; Pentatomidae. The record is from the annotation of a GenBank genome assembly.
AUGAGGCAAGUGACACAUUUCUCACUUCUCCAGCUACCCCGGGUUCAGGUUGCGUCUGUAUUUUCAAAAUGUAGGUGGCACGGUGAGGCUUUGAGGGAGAGACGAAAACCGAAAAGACUCAAAAAGCGCCAAGACUAA